Messenger RNA from Alosa sapidissima (American shad), 347 nucleotides. Its product is annotated as RIIa domain-containing protein 1-like. The record is from RefSeq and is a predicted model, not a curated record. The transcript is spliced from 4 exons. The coding region runs from base 45 to 314 and encodes 89 amino acids. Lineage: Eukaryota; Metazoa; Chordata; Actinopteri; Clupeiformes; Clupeidae.
CAACAUUGCUGUUUACAACAGGUGCAUGUGUUUGUCCUGGAGUAAUGGCUGAGUCAAGCUUCUUGGAGAAUCUCGAUAUUGAUGCACUGAGUCCAGAGCAGCAAGAAAAACUCCGGCAAUUCAAGAUACAGACGCGAAUCGCGAAUGAGAAAUAUUUGAGAACACAUCCAGAGGUGGAAGUCUUGCUGAGUCACUUUUUGCGGGAUGUAUUUUUGAAAAGACCUGUGGACAUUCGCGAGUUUGCUGCAGAACAUUUCACAGAUCCAGACCUUUCUCAGAAAAUUCAGUCUGAACUGCAGCAUGAUGACAAAUGAAACAUCUCAAUAAAGUAUUUAAAAUAUCCUGAA